Apis cerana (Asiatic honeybee) is the source of this 2462-nucleotide messenger RNA. Its product is annotated as stabilizer of axonemal microtubules 1. Lineage: Eukaryota; Metazoa; Arthropoda; Insecta; Hymenoptera; Apidae. Gene Ontology annotation, cellular component: ciliary basal body; centriole; sperm flagellum. The record is from RefSeq and is a predicted model, not a curated record. Gene Ontology annotation, molecular function: microtubule binding.
UACAUAUUUUUAAAAACAUUCUAAUAUGGAAGACAAGGAAAAUAUAAACAGAAGAGUACCGUUUUGUAUUCUCUUUGUCUUGUCUUUUUUUAGAAAUUGACAUUUCAAUUAAAUUUUACAAUUAUUAUUUCGUUGCCUACUAUGGUAUUAACCUUUCAUAUCGUGACGGUGUAAAAUUAUUUAUUUUUUAUUUGAUAUUAAUAUUUUAAAACUUUUUGAUAAAAUGUAAAUAUAUUUUGUUUAUUUAGUUCCUUCUAUUAAUUAUUCUGAUAUUAUAAACGAUAAUUAAUAUCAUGGAAAUCUGUGUUCCUGAACUAUGCAAACCACAACCGCAAUCAAUUAUCGAGGCAACAAAGAAAAUUAAGUUGAAUCACGAUGAAUGCUGUAACUGCUGUUGUUGUACAAAUCAACGCGUGUGUUAUAAAUAUGUGCAACCAGAAAUACCGAAACCCUAUAUCCCAAUUCGUCAUUUUUGGAAAUCAGGUUUACCAAUGGAUAGUAAUACUACAUAUCGACUUUCAUAUUGGGAAUGUCCAAGCGUUGGUGUGGAACCUAUUCGACCACGAGAUUGGUUAGUUACUGGUGAUGGCGAAAUAUCUGAUAAUACAACAUACAAAUCUAGUUACUUCAAUCAUCCAUGUGUAAAACCUGAUGCACCUUGUAUACCUUGUGAAAAACAAUGGCUUGGUAAAGGUCCUAUGCAAGAUGUUACAACUCAGAAACAUGAUUUUACAUGGAAAUCCAUUCCGCAAAUAGAACCUUAUAAAGCAGAACAUAAUUUAUUUUGUCCUCCUGCUCCGUUACUCGACGAUACAACAUAUAAAUUAAGUUACUUUGAAUCUGAUUGUGCUUCUAAAAUACCUCCUCCAUCUUAUGCUCCCAUAAGAAAAUAUGUUAAAUCUGAUAUUCCAAUGGAAGAUUAUACGACAUAUAAACUUAGUUAUUGGCCAACUGAAGCAAAGAAGGAAGAACCUUCCUGGGGCAAAAAGGAAUAUAUGCCACCAGUAGAACCAUUAGAGGGUUGCACAACUUAUAAAUUAAGUUACUGGCCACAGACAAUAGAAAAACGUUCACCAAUAAUAAUACCGGAAAACGAUAAUCUUUUAAGUGCUGGUUGUUGCACAGACGAUAAUACAACUUAUCGUCUAAGUUAUUUUGGUUGUGGAGGGGAUAAACGAAAUCCUAUAAUACAACCUAAUAAUAUUGAAUUUUCAUCUUGUCCUUUGUCUUAUGAUACCACUCAUCGUAUGAGUUUCUUAGGUAAUUGGUGUUUCAAAACAGAACCUCCAAUUUUACCUUGUGAGAAACAAUGGCUAGGUCGCGGGCCCAUACAAGAUGUAACUACACAAAGACAUGAUUAUACAUGGAAGAAUAUACCAUUAGAUCCAGAUCUUCGUUACCAUGACAAUCUUGUUCCUGCAACUUCACCUAUUGAAAGUUGUACUACAUACAGACUCUCCUAUUUCGAAAAUGACCUUAAAUCAUUAAUACCUCCUCAAAAAUAUGCACCUGUACGUUCUUGUCGUCCAUCAGAUAUUCCAUUUGAAUCAGAUACUACUAUGCAGUUGAGUUAUCAACCUGUGGAAAGUAUAGUUCCAGUUGAAAAACCUUGGGCUGAGAAGCCUCCUUAUCAACUUCCAGUUAUUCCAAUGGAAGAUAAUACUACGUAUAACACAAGGUUUUUAAUUCUAUUCAAAUUAUUUAUAUCAUCUUCUGACCAGUUCACAUCAUCACAAACAAAUCUAAAAAAAUUAAUUUUAUUUGACAUAUACAAAAUGCUUCAGUUGAACAUUUUGAUAUUAUCAAUAUGAAUUGAUAUUAUAUCAGGGAUGUUAAUGUACAUAUUUUUGAAGAAUCCAUUUUACAAUGGGUAAUCAAAUUAUAAACAUUUCAAAUCACACUGAAUAAAACUGAUCAAAAAAAAAUAGAAUUGAUCGUAUGAAUGAUGGUUCUUAAAAUAAUAUUUGAUGAUUGUAUCAACAUUAUUAGUUAGAUUAGAAAUCUUAUAAAUAAUUAUUUUUGGAUUAUAUUAAAUAAUAAAUUAAUUUAUAUAUUAAUUUAUAUAUUAAAUAAUAAAUUAAUAAUUAAUUAAGUAUAAAUAAUAAUUGUAAUAUUUAAUGUUCAGAAUAAUCAUUUAUUUUUAAAAUUAUUAUUAUUAUUUACAAUAUAAAUAAUUAAGAAAUCAUUAAAUAAAAAAUUGAACUUGUAAUUUUGUAUUUUUAAACUUGUAAUUGUAACCAAAAGUAUAAAAUAUUAAUUAUAUAAUUUGUUAUUAAAUGUAAAAAAGAUACAUUAUUUAAUUAUAUUAUUUCAAUAAUUUUAUUUUAACAAUUUAUUUUAAAUUUGAAAAUAGUUUUAAGUCAAUUUUCUAAUUUCGUGCAAAUUUAUAAGUUGUAAAUUUUAAAAUGAUUAUGAUAUAUUGAUUAUGAUAUAUGAUAUAUUAAAAAAGAUAAAAAUACAAA